UUGAAGAAUUGAAGUCCUUAUAUUGUGAUUAUUAUUGAAUUCAAAUUUACCAAAAUGACGUCCAUACUUUGUAUGCGUAUUGGCUUUGCAGCCAGCCAAAAAUUUCUUUUAUCCAAUAUUCUCGGGAGAAAUUACGUGACAUAUAUUCAAGGUCAAUCUCCUCAACCCCGUGUGCGAGAGUACUUCUAUUAUAUUGAUCAUCAAGGCAUGUUGUUCCUGGAUGAUGUCCGCAUAAGGAAUUUCACCUCCUGUUUUAAAGAUAAGAAAUUCCUGGCAUUCUUUUUCAAGCGCAUGAGGAAAAACGAUACUGAACACUACACAGACGACUUUCCAUUCUUAUCAAUUUGUGGCGUAGAAAGAAAUUAUGUAAGAUGUGACGAUUUGCCAUUGGUUUUUACAAAGAUAAUCCAAGAGUGUAACGUAGAAACUGGUGCAGAAGAGGACUGGUUUAGUUACGCGCACGCAGAUGACUUAUUAAUGAUGCCUUUCGAACCACAAAGAUUAUUUAUGAACAUUAAAACAGGUAGAGUGUAUCAUCCUGCACCAGAGAAAAUUGGCGGGAUUGGUUUAGUGAGAUCCAAUUUAGCUAUUGAGUUCAGCGCUUUGUUCAACUUUGAAAACGGCGAGGAAAAUGCGCCGACACAUUUUGUGUGGAGAAACGAGCGAUACCAACUCGAUACAGAAUGAUGAAAUAUCAAAGAUCCUGGCAGUACCAUCGUCGGAAAC
Messenger RNA from Cyphomyrmex costatus, 726 nucleotides. RefSeq names its product UPF0598 protein CG30010. Bases 55 to 687 code for a protein of 210 amino acids. Lineage: Eukaryota; Metazoa; Arthropoda; Insecta; Hymenoptera; Formicidae. The record is from RefSeq and is a predicted model, not a curated record. The transcript is spliced from 5 exons.